Vespula pensylvanica (western yellowjacket) is the source of this 1262-nucleotide messenger RNA. RefSeq names its product elongation of very long chain fatty acids protein 7-like. The coding region runs from base 141 to 926 and encodes 261 amino acids. The record is from RefSeq and is a predicted model, not a curated record. Gene Ontology annotation, molecular function: fatty acid elongase activity. Gene Ontology annotation, cellular component: endoplasmic reticulum membrane. Gene Ontology annotation, biological process: very long-chain fatty acid biosynthetic process; sphingolipid biosynthetic process; fatty acid elongation, monounsaturated fatty acid. The transcript has 4 exons. NCBI's taxonomy places the organism in Eukaryota, Metazoa, Arthropoda, Insecta, Hymenoptera, Vespidae.
UAUGGAGACAUAGUUUGGUUGAAGAAACAAAUCGAUCGAAAUAAUAGAUUGUCUUAAUACAUAUAUUACAUAAUAAAGUCCGAACAGAUUAAUAAGAGUUUUAUUAUUUUUGGUGAUCGUGUCAAAUUAUAUUUAUAAAAAUGAAUUUUUUACAUAUUACAUAUAAAAACUUCGUAGAAAACGUAGAUAAGCGUUUGACGUCAUGGUUACUGGUUAAUUCGUUGAGUAUGGUACCAAUGAUCCUUGGAAUUUACAUCAUAUUACUAUUAGGUGGUAUGAAAUAUAUGAAAAAUAAAAAGGCGUAUUCCUUGAAAACAUUUAUAUACUGCUAUAAUAUAUUUCAAAUUAUAGCUAAUAGUAUUAUAAUAUAUAUAUACAUAGAUGGAGGAUGGUAUAGAGAUAUAUUUAUUUAUUGUGUACCUUUUACGUAUUCAACGGAUCCCGCAUCUAUGAAGAUAGCAUCUGGGAUGUGGUGGACGUUGAUUUUAAAAAUUAUCGAUCUGAUCGAAACGGAAAUAUUCGUGCUGCGAAAGAAAAAUAAUCAAAUAACGUUUUUGCACGUGUAUCACCAUAUAUCAACGGUGUUGCUAAUCUGGCUUGGUGUAAGAUAUUUCGCGGGAGGAAUGGCUUGUUUCUUGCCGUUAGUAAAUUGUAGCAUACAUGUUGUUAUGUAUACAUAUUAUUUUCUAUCAUCGUUGGGUCCGAAAAUGCAAAAGUUGAUCCUCCCCUAUAAGCCUAUUCUUACUAUUACUCAAAUGGUACAAUUUGUGGUACUGCUGUUACAUCUCAUUCAAGCAUUUCUACCGAGUUGUAACGUGCCGAAAUUACCAGUUUUUGUUACGUUUCUUGAUAUAAUUAUCAACUUUCUAUUGUUUUAUAACUUUUAUCAGAAAAAUUAUAAGAAUCCAAAAGUGAAGAGUAAAUAAAUAAAAGGAGGGAUAAAUACAAUCGUAUUUAUAUCAUCUAUUUAAAUAAAAGAAUUAUAUCGUUCGAUAAGAAUCUUUUAUUGAAAUGUGAUAUAAUUCGUAUAUAUAUAUAUAAAAAAAAAAAACAAAGAAAAAAAGAAAGAAAAGAAAAAAAAAACGUUCGAAUCUUUUUGUCUAAAUUUUGAUUUCAAGAAAUUGAACUUAACUCGUUGAUAUUGAAUGAUACAAAGAUCUACAUUGUUUUUAAAUCCUUACGUAAUGUUGACUUUUAACUGAUUUGAGUCAUUUAAAUACGAUUGUAUAAAGGAAUAAAUUACUUGUAUUGGAAAUUAUUUA